AUGGUCUUCACCGGGAUUGUGGAGGAGAUGGGCACCGUGCUGUCCGUAGAACGGAAGGCCAACCUCGAGAUGUGGGACGGCUCCAAGUCGGAGGGCUUCGUGCUACGGAUCAAGUGCAAGGUGGCGCUGGAGGGUGCCUACAUCGGCUGCUCCAUCGCGGUGAACGGCACCUGCCUCACAGUCACCACCUUCGACGCGGAGGCCUUCGAGGUGAACUGCGCCCCGGAGACCUUGCGGCGCACGGACCUGGGAGACCUCGGCAAGGGAGAUCCGGUGAACCUGGAGAGGUCCAUGGCGGCAAGCGACCGGAACUCUGGUCACUUUGUACAGGGCCACGUGGACGAAGCCGGGAAGAUCUUGAAGUUCACGCCCGAAGGUGACUCGCUUUGGGUCCGCAUCUCCCUGAGCGACGACCUUCUACCCUUUGUCAUUCCCAAAGGUUACAUCGCAGUGGACGGCACAAGCCUGACAGUUUGCGAGGUCAACCGCAAGGAGAAGUGGUUCAAUCUGAUGCUUAUUGCUCACACGCAGAAAUGCAUCGUGAUCCCCAAGAAGAAGGUGGGCGACCGCGUCAACCUCGAGGGGGAUUGCAUGGGGAAGUACGCCGCCGCUGCCGUCGGCAACGUCCGCCAGGAGCUUUCAGAAGUGAAGCAACAGCUCCGGUUCUCACAGGCCGCCGCGCUCCUGAGCCUUCUCGUCGCCACCUGCUUGGCCCUGCUCCGGCGGCGCUGA
This is a messenger RNA of Symbiodinium natans, 732 nucleotides long. The record is from the annotation of a GenBank genome assembly. NCBI's taxonomy places the organism in Eukaryota, Dinophyceae, Suessiales, Symbiodiniaceae.